Molecule: messenger RNA, 324 nt
Organism: Staurois parvus
Lineage: Eukaryota; Metazoa; Chordata; Amphibia; Anura; Ranidae
Source: the annotation of a GenBank genome assembly
AUGGGUCCCUGUACGGCCUCCCAUUGCUGCUGUCUCCAUCGCCACACUCUGCCAUGUGCCACUUUCAGGUCUCCUCACACUCCUGCUGGUUUCCAUUUUGUCAUAGGUUGCUGUAUGGCCUCCCAUUGCUGCUGCCUCCACCGCCACACUGUGGCUCCAAACACUGGUUUUGGCCCCGUGACUGGCCAAAUGAGUGAAGUGUGCGGUGAUUCUAAGAUCGACGGCACUCAUCUGCAUGUCAUACUGACUGACAGUUUUAUUUCUCUUCCCCAGCAGACUCCAAGGGCAUUUAAAUUAAAGGUACAGUGUUCUGCACUAAUAUUA